AUUUAUCGUAAUGUUUGAUGGUUUGGUUUUAAAGUUGUCAAGCAACAAGACCGUCAGGAGGAUUAGGGUUCGUGGUGGAAAUGUGAAGUGGCGUGCUCUGAGGCUCGACACCGGAAACUAUUCUUGGGGAAGUGAGGCCGUGACUCGUAAAACCAGAAUUUUGGAUGUGGUGUACAAUGCAUCUAACAAUGAGCUUGUUCGUACUCAAACUCUGGUGAAGAGUACUAUUGUUCAAGUUGAUGCUGCUCCAUUCAAGCAAUGGUAUCUCCAGCACUAUAAUAUCGACAUCGGUAAAUCAGCUGCAGCAGCAGGCAAGAAGGAAUCAGAGGUAGUAGGAAUUUUUAUUUUCUUUUUCAAUUGGAUAUUAUUGCUUCAAUCAUAGAGUGGUUCAUAUGUU
Molecule: messenger RNA, 397 nt
Organism: Hibiscus syriacus
Lineage: Eukaryota; Viridiplantae; Streptophyta; Magnoliopsida; Malvales; Malvaceae
Product: 40S ribosomal protein S8-like
Exons: 1
Coding region: 11-382 (123 amino acids)
Biological process (GO): translation; maturation of SSU-rRNA from tricistronic rRNA transcript (SSU-rRNA, 5.8S rRNA, LSU-rRNA)
Cellular component (GO): cytosolic small ribosomal subunit; ribosome
Molecular function (GO): structural constituent of ribosome
Source: RefSeq, a predicted model, not a curated record